Chiroxiphia lanceolata (lance-tailed manakin) is the source of this 2530-nucleotide messenger RNA. RefSeq names its product actin related protein 8 (gene ACTR8). The transcript has 13 exons. Gene Ontology annotation, biological process: regulation of DNA-templated transcription; double-strand break repair. NCBI's taxonomy places the organism in Eukaryota, Metazoa, Chordata, Aves, Passeriformes, Pipridae. Bases 78 to 1952 code for a protein of 624 amino acids. The record is from RefSeq and is a predicted model, not a curated record. Gene Ontology annotation, cellular component: Ino80 complex.
GGUCCCGCCCGCUUCCGCCCCGCGCUGGGCCCGGCGCCGCUCGGCCCCGGCAGACGCGGCUUCCGCCCGGCCGGAGCAUGACCCAGGCGGAGAAGGGCGAGGCGGAGAACGGGAAGGACAAGGAGCGCGACCGGGAGCGGGAGCAGCGCGGCGUUAAGCGGCCCAUCGUCCCCGCCGCCGUGCCCGAGUCCCUGCAGGAGCAAAUACAGAGCAACUUCAUCGUGGUGAUCCACCCCGGCUCGACCACCCUGCGGCUGGGGAGAGCCACGGACACUUUGCCCGCGGGCAUCCCGCACGUCAUCGCCCGGCGGCACAAGCAGCAGGGCCAGGCGGUCUACAGGGACAGCUGGCUCCUCAGGGACGGCCUCAAUAAACCUGAAAGUACUGAGCAGAGACAAAAUGGCCUUAAAAUGGUGGACCAAGCAAUAUGGUCCAAAAAGAUGUCAAAUGGAGCGAGGCGUAUUCCAGUGUCACCUGAUCAGGCCAGGUCUUACAACAGACAGAUGCGACCAGCUAUUUUGGACCACAGCUCUGGGGCCAAGUGGACAAACACAUCAAAUCAUCCUGAAUUUUUGGUAGGAGAAGAGGCACUGUAUGUUAAUCCAUUGGAUUCUUAUAAUAUACAUUGGCCCAUUAGAAGAGGGCAGUUGAAUCUCCACCCGGGACCUGGUGGCUCCCUCACUGCAGUAUUAGCAGACCUUGAAGUUAUAUGGUCACAUGCAAUACAAAAAUAUCUGGAAAUACCACUGAAAGACCUAAAGUACUACAGAUGCAUUUUACUAAUUCCAGACAUCUAUAAUAAACAACACGUGAAAGAACUGGUAAAUAUGAUCCUAAUGAAGAUGGGCUUCUCAGGAAUUAUUGUGCACCAGGAGUCUGUCUGUGCUACCUUUGGAAGUGGUUUAAGCAGUGCAUGUAUUGUGGAUGUGGGAGAUCAGAAGACAAGUGUUUGCUGUGUAGAAGAUGGUGUUUCCCAUCGCAACACCAGGCUGUGCCUUGCAUAUGGAGGAUCUGAUGUGUCAAGGUGUUUUUAUUGGCUUAUGCAACGAGCAGGAUUCCCAUAUAGAGACUGUCAGUUAACUAAUAAGUUGGAUUGCCUGCUGCUGCAGCACCUAAAGGAGACAUUUUGUCAUCUAGACCAGGAUAUUUCUGGAUUGCAAGAUCAUGAGUUCCAAAUUCGGCAUCCGGAUUCUCCAGCUUUAUUAUACCAGUUCCGAUUAGGGGAUGAAAAACUACAGGCUCCAAUGGCCCUGUUUUAUCCAGCAACUUUUGGAAUUGUUGGACAAAAAAUGACAACUUUACAACACAGGUCACAAGGUGACCCUGAGGAUCCUCAUGAUGAACAUUACCUGCUAGCCACACAAAGUAAGCAGGAGCAGUCUGCAAAAGCUACAGCUGAUAGAAAAUCCAUGUCAAAGCCUGGUGCAUUUGAGGGAGAAUUAAGAGGCCAAACCUCAGACAUUUCAGAGAGGAUCUACCCACAAGAAGUGGAAUUGGGAUCUUCCCAGAGUGAUUGUAUGAUAUCUGGCAAUGAUUCAGAGGAACCUUUGACUGCUCACAUGUCCAGGAAAACUGCUGUUUCUCAGUUUGAAGGCAAAGCCUUGGGCCUUGACAAAGCCAUCCUUCAUAGUAUUGACUGCUGUGCAUCUGAUGAUACAAAAAAGAAGAUGUAUAGCUCCAUCUUAGUAGUGGGAGGAGGCCUUAUGUUUCAUAAAGCUCAAGAGUUCCUUCAACACCGAAUUCUCAACAAAAUGCCUCCUUCUUUCAGAAGAGUUGUUGAAAAUGUUGAAGUAAUCACAAGACCUAAGGAUAUGGAUCCACGCUUAAUUGCCUGGAAGGGAGGUGCAGUUUUGGCCUGCCUUGACACAACUCAGGAGCUCUGGAUUUACCAGCGGGAGUGGCAGCGCUUCGGUGUCCGAAUGUUACGAGAACGAGCUGCAUUUGUGUGGUGAUGGAUGUGGCUGCAGUGGAACCUGCUUAACUCAAGAUUCCUUUCCCCACAUGCCCCCCCCCCCCCUUUUUUUUUUUUUCAGUGCAGAGGUAUUGAUCUUCUGCUGAUAUAUAUUUUUGUAUUUUAUUAAUAUUGACUUCCACUGAGAUUUUUCCAGAAGUGUUGCAAAAACAAUCUUACUGAAAUGCACGUGACUUCAGCAUUGCUACACUUCAGCUUUGGAAUUGUAGGCAUUGAAAUCUGUGUACAGAGUACCAUAGUCAUCUCCAAAUUAACUGUAUUUAUACUAUACAGGUUGUGUAUAUUAAAAUUGCACAAUGUGGGAACUUAAGGUAUAAAAUGUUGAUGAGACAGAUGUUAAGUCAAGAUUCAUUCCAGGUACAUGUACACGGAAGCAACAGCUGAAGAGUGCAACUGUGGGUUUAAUGUCUUACUCUGACUCCUACUCUAACAUUACCAGGAGAUGAAGUUGUUAUAUGUGAUCAUUAUGGAAAGAAGCAAAAUGAAGAAUUAAAACUACAGUUGCUGUUGGUAUUUUACUUAUGUAAUAAAUUAUAUUAUUCAGUGAAAAGACAAGAA